Molecule: messenger RNA, 681 nt
Organism: Yamadazyma jaroonii
Lineage: Eukaryota; Fungi; Ascomycota; Pichiomycetes; Serinales; Debaryomycetaceae
Source: the annotation of a GenBank genome assembly
AUGAGAGGUUUAACUAUGUUGAGAGCUAUUGCUCCUAUGACUCCAAGAUUCACUCCUGCCAUGUAUAAUGGUAUGAGAAGUACUUAUGGAGUUCGUUUCAAUUCCACCGCCAAAGGUGAAGAAGCCAAAGCCGAGGAAACUGCUGAAACUGCCGAAUCAGCUAAAUCUGAUGCAUCCGAACCAAGUGAAGAUCCAGUUAUUACCGACUUAAAGGCCAAAUUAUCACAAAAGGACAAACAAUUAGCCGAUUUCAAAAACCACUAUGCCAAAGCCAUAGCUGAUUUCAGAAACUUACAAGAUAGUACCAAGAAGGAAAUUCAAAAGGCUAAAGAUUUCGCUUUACAGAAAUUUGCUAAGGAUUUGAUUGUUUCUUUGGAUAACUUCCAAUUGGCUUUACAAUCAGUCAAAGAAGACACUUUAAAAACCAACGAAGAAGUCAAAAACUUAUACGAUGGGGUUGAAAUGACCAGAUCAGUAUUUGAAAGAACUUUGACCAACCAUGGUAUUGAAAAAAUCGACCCAGUUGGUGAACCUUUUGAUCCAAACACUCACGAAGCUGCUUUUGAAAUCCCUCAACCUGAUAAGGAACCAGGUACUGUGUUCCAUGUACAACAACCAGGGUAUACUUUGAAUUCCAGGGUUUUGAGACCAGCUAAGGUUGGGAUUGUCAAAGGAGAAUAG